AUGGCGCGUAGGGCGCCGAGCGGGCGCGCCCCGGCCGUGGCUCCGGCUCCGUCCCGGCGGCUGGCAGGGAGGGUCCUCGUCCUCUUCACGCUGUCGCUGUCCUGCUCGUACCUGUGCUACAGCCUCCUGUGCUGCUGCGGCGGCCCCGCCGCGCCCCGCGCCCGCUGCCCGCCCGCCCGCGCCGCCGCCAAGAAACUUCUGCAGCAGCCGCGGCCGUGCGGACGGGCACCCCCGGCUCCGCCGGCCGGCAGCGCCCCGGGCCCGGCCCGCCCGGGCACCAAGCGCCUGCCGCGGGCCAUCGUGGUGGGCGUCAAGAAGGGCGGGACCCGCGCCGUGCUGGAGUUCAUCCGAGUGCACCCCGAGGUGCGCGCUCUGGGCACCGAGCCCCACUUCUUCGACAGGAACUACCACCGCGGGCUGGAGUGGUACAGGAGCCUGAUGCCCCGAACCCUGGACAGCCAGAUCACCGUGGAGAAGACCCCCAGCUACUUUGUCACCAAGGAGGCCCCACGGCGCAUCUUCAACAUGUCCCGGGACACGAAGCUGAUCGUGGUGGUGCGCAACCCGGUGACCAGGGCCAUCUCUGACUACACACAGACCCUCUCCAAGAAGCCAGACAUCCCCACCUUCGAGGGGCUGACCUUCCGCAACCGCAGCCUGGGGCUGGUGGACACGUCCUGGAACGCCAUCCGCAUCGGGAUGUACGCCGUGCACCUGCAGAGCUGGCUGCAGUACUUCCCCCUCUCCCAGAUCCACUUUGUCAGUGGCGAGAAGCUGAUCACGGACCCGGCAGGGGAGAUGGGCAAAGUCCAGGACUUCCUGGGCAUCAAACGGGUUAUCACAGACAAGCACUUCUACUUCAACAAGACGAAAGGCUUUCCGUGCCUGAAGAAGUCAGAGAGCAGCGGCUUGCCUCGCUGCCUGGGCAAGUCCAAGGGCAGGACUCACGUGCAGAUAGACCCCGAGGUGAUCGAGCAGCUUCGGGACUUUUAUAGACCUUAUAAUAUCAAAUUCUAUGAAACAGUCGGGCAGGACUUUAGGUGGGAGUAA
Messenger RNA from Cinclus cinclus, 1050 nucleotides. It is a transcript of the gene HS3ST2, whose product is annotated as heparan sulfate-glucosamine 3-sulfotransferase 2. The transcript is spliced from 2 exons. Bases 1 to 1050 code for a protein of 349 amino acids. The record is from RefSeq and is a predicted model, not a curated record. NCBI's taxonomy places the organism in Eukaryota, Metazoa, Chordata, Aves, Passeriformes, Cinclidae. Gene Ontology annotation, molecular function: [heparan sulfate]-glucosamine 3-sulfotransferase activity.